AUGAAGAGCCUCAACGACAUGGACGCAGGUAGCGAAAGGAAUGAGCGCGUGGACGCGUGGGAGCAGCAUGUGUCGAAACGAUUCGGACGCAAGUACUGGUUCAACAAGGCUCCUCGACAAGAGGAUGAGAACCCCAGGAAGAAAGCGAGAACCUCAAGCGAUGAGGCCAAGGAGGAGAUGGCUCGCAACCAGUCGCUGGAUCGUGAGUCGACGGUGAACGAGGAGAGCUCUUGGCUCCUGCCGUCAACCGAGCUCUUCGAGCAGUUGAAUCACUACCAGAAGAAGCUGCGAGGGGAGGGCAUCACCGAGACCAACCAGACAGGGGUGUGGAAGCUUCACUUCUCGAGGAGCCGAGGUCAGCACUUCUGGUUCAACAAGGUGACGGGGGAGGCUCGUUGGAAUCAUCCCAACGAGACCUUCUCCAGCCCUCUCGCAAACAGCUCGGAGCUGCUCAACGGGACGGAAGCAGAGGCUGAGCAAGACACAGAGGUUGGGAUAGGAUCUCUGGGACGCGCAAAGAGCUCCAGGAAGACUCAAGGAAGCAGCCAAGGGAGAGAGCUGGAACGAGGCUCGAGAGACAUGGCGUGGGGCUUUCGGGCUGAAGCAGCCUGGCAGAUGAGGAUGCGAGAAGUUAUGGAAGCGAAGGCUCGUGCGGGGGAUGCGCAAGGGUGCAAGUUCGAACCUCUCAGCAAAGUGUUCGAGGAAGCGCUUGGAAACCUCAAGCAGGAGAGCGAAAGACCAGAAGUGCAUCUGCGCGAGCGAGCGCGAGCAGCGAUGGAAGCUUUCAACCCUAUAAGAGACGCUCAGUACGGAGCUUUCAUCGGCCCCGAGCUUGGCCCGACCUUCAUGAGACGAGUGUCAAGCACCGCGCCUAUCGCAGAAGGAGCGAAGAUUUACUUCGACUCGGACCACAAAGAGUUUGAAAAGUACAAGGAGAAAGCCAAGGCGAUCGCCAAGCUGAAUGGAGGAUUCUUCCAUCGGACCAAGAGCCAUCAGUUCCUCACGUCCCUCUCCGACCUCGAGACCCAGCAAGUUCAAGAGCCCAAGAUAAACUGGUGUCCCAAGUGUGCCAAGGAGGAGAAAUUCAACAAAGUUGACGAAUUUGGCCAUCACAUCGACGCGUCAUGGGCUGACUUCUUCGAGCGGAUUCAGAGCGACGACUUCAACCUGGAGGACUUUUGGAAGGACGAGGAGACCGACUUCAAACCGUUUCCCAAACCUUCUUCGGAUCAGCAGAUGCCAAAGCCAGCCAUGCAUCAGAAUGAAGAGGACGUCAAGAACCUUUCACCUGUCGAAGAGGUCGAGAGGAUCAUGCAGGUCCUCAAGGACAAGUCCGACAUUCCGAUCCAUAGCUUCACCGCUAGCGAACUCUGCCUGCUGCUGGGGAUCAAAGUGAGCAAGAUGAACGACCCUGACCUGCUGAGGAAACGCUACCGUCGUCUCGUUCUCAUCCUCCAUCCCGACAAGAACAGACACGAGAGUGCAAAGGAUGCCUUCACUGCUGUGCAGCAGGGUUUUGAGAAUUUGGCUUCAAUCUUGAUGAGAAGGAAGUGA
Guillardia theta CCMP2712 is the source of this 1554-nucleotide messenger RNA. RefSeq lists its product as hypothetical. The transcript has 23 exons. Gene Ontology annotation, molecular function: protein binding. The record is from RefSeq and is a predicted model, not a curated record. Lineage: Eukaryota; Cryptophyceae; Pyrenomonadales; Geminigeraceae. Bases 1 to 1554 code for a protein of 517 amino acids.